Messenger RNA from Rhododendron vialii, 1017 nucleotides. Its product is annotated as cytokinin riboside 5'-monophosphate phosphoribohydrolase LOG1-like. The transcript has 7 exons. Gene Ontology annotation, biological process: cytokinin biosynthetic process. NCBI's taxonomy places the organism in Eukaryota, Viridiplantae, Streptophyta, Magnoliopsida, Ericales, Ericaceae. Gene Ontology annotation, cellular component: nucleus; cytosol. The record is from RefSeq and is a predicted model, not a curated record. Bases 150 to 809 code for a protein of 219 amino acids. Gene Ontology annotation, molecular function: hydrolase activity, hydrolyzing N-glycosyl compounds.
CUUUUUGGUAUUCGGACUUUUCAGUCCAAACAAUUGGGAAAAAUACCCAUCUGGAAUAAUACUCUUUUCUUUCUAGCUUUUCAUCUAUCCAAACAGCAAACAUUUCAACAUUAUAGAGAGAGAGAGAGAGAGAGAGAGAGAGAGAGGAGAUGGAAGAGAAAUUAGCAAUGAAGUCAAGGUUCAAAAGGGUUUGUGUGUUUUGUGGGAGUAGUACUGGGAACAGAAGUAGCUACAGAGAAGCUGCUCUUAAUUUGGGGCAAGAGCUGGUGUCGAGGAAGUUGGAUCUGGUUUAUGGUGGGGGAAGUGCUGGGUUAAUGGGGUUGAUCGCUCACGAAGUUCAUCGUGGCGGAGGACAUGUUUUGGGAAUCAUACCCAAGACUCUGAUGUGCAAAGAGAUAACUGGAGAAACAGUAGGGGAGGUAAGACCUGUAGCCAACAUGCAUCAAAGGAAAGCAGAAAUGGCCCGCCAUUCUGACUGUUUCAUUGCCCUUCCAGGUGGGUAUGGAACACUGGAAGAGUUAUUAGAAGUUAUAACAUGGGCCCAGCUGGGGAUUCACGACAAGCCUGUGGGUUUGCUGAAUGUGGAGGGUUACUACAAUUACCUUCUCACCUUCAUUGAUAAAGCAGUGGACGAUGGCUUCAUCUGUCCCUCUCAGCGUCACAUUAUCGUCUCAGCUCCCACCGCCACAGAACUCGUUCAGAAACUAGAGGUGUACGUGCCAGUGCACGACGGAGUAGUGGCCAAGGCAAGCUGGGAGGUCGAGCAAGUGGAGCUUAACGCAUCCUUGCAGUCUGAAAUAGCCCGUUAGAGAGAGAGAGAGAGAGAGAGAGCAAUCCCCUUCAAUUCUUUCUCUGCAUGCAAAAGAAAUCUGUAACUAAUUAUUAGGCUCUCCAUGUCGUCAUCCUCAAAUUUUUUUUUUUUUUGUGUGGGUAGUAUAGGGUAGUGUGUCAGCUGUUUGUAUGGGAUGAAAAUGGAAUCUAAUCUUAUAUAUCAUAUUUAUGCAUCGUGUCAAUGUA